Messenger RNA from Durotheca rogersii, 1194 nucleotides. RefSeq lists its product as uncharacterized. NCBI's taxonomy places the organism in Eukaryota, Fungi, Ascomycota, Sordariomycetes, Xylariales, Xylariaceae. The coding region runs from base 250 to 993 and encodes 247 amino acids. The record is from RefSeq and is a predicted model, not a curated record. The transcript has a single exon.
ACUUCGGCCGCUUGCUUGCACUCCCCACGCCCCCUCGUGUCGUACUUACGUGCCCAGUUGCGUGUGGUGCUGCGCGCGUCGUAGAACGCCUGUGCAGCCAACGAUCCACGACAUCGCCGUGUGCGUGUGCGCCGUUUGGUUGCGGGUCUAACCUGUCUGCGUAGAGAUGGAGAUAGGUGGGUUCGAGGCGGGUUGGGUAGGUAGGUAGGUAGACAGGUAGGUAGACAGGUAGUAUGCCCGUCCGCCUGCAUGCCCGCCAUUGCGCUCGAAUCGUCCCGAGUCCAUGAUGCCCCUCGCCUCGCACCAACGAACCAACCCAGCCGACCGUCCGUCAUGCAGGUCGCUCCGCCGCACGGCACUGGACGACCAGGGGACAGGGGUGGGCGGCGAAGGAGGCGGAGGGGGAAUGUUGGUUCGUGGAAAGCAGAAAUUAGAAAAGAAACGAAAAAAAAAGGAAAUAGAACGAGCGGAAGACGAGGGACAUGGGAUGGUUUCGGGCAAUUAACCCACUUAGCCCUGUCAGAGCUACACGAGCGCGCCCUCCAUCGUGUGUGUCGAUCCGUUAUACCUAAAUGCGUCUGGCAAGGCGUCGAUCCGCCGACAUCUACCACGUCUCCGACUACCGACGCCCACAGGAAACCAAAACCAAAUCCACCUUCUCCGUUGGGCAACUUGUUGUUGUUCUUGUUACGUCCAACGCCCCCCCGUCCCUCCUCAUCUCAACUUAUAAAGGAGCCCUCCUACCCCUCGUGCAUCUUCCGAGACGACCUGCUUCCGUUAGUUAAGACAGCCACUACGGAAAUAGGUAAUAAUAUCUCCUUAGGACACGAUCCAAUCCCUGGCUCGCCCGCACGACGCAGGAUCCCGUCUCCGUCCGCUCGCUCCCUUUAUACAUCUACAUAUACCCACCCGGCCUUACUUUCGUGUCAACGCUCAUCCGUCUAUACACCCUACCUACUCACUUAUACACAUUAUCCUCACCCACGCCACUAGACGGGGGAAACACAAGAAGAGGAACAGGAAUAGGCCAACAAGAAAGGAAAGAAACUCGAAAAGGAACCGAAAAAAGCCGGAGUCGUAAUUACCACCACGAUGGCGCCCAUCCGCCUUCUCGCGCUGCCGGCCCUCGCCGCCGCCGCCGCCGCCCUCAACCUCGCCGAGUACGUGCCGUCCUGCGGCCAGCCGUGCCUCACC